Molecule: messenger RNA, 1459 nt
Organism: Arabidopsis lyrata subsp. lyrata
Lineage: Eukaryota; Viridiplantae; Streptophyta; Magnoliopsida; Brassicales; Brassicaceae
Product: F-box/kelch-repeat protein At4g39550
Exons: 1
Coding region: 153-1322 (389 amino acids)
Molecular function (GO): protein binding
Source: RefSeq, a predicted model, not a curated record
UUUAAUUAGCCCUUAAAAGAUUUGUGGAAAAUUCUCACGCCAAAUCUUAGCGAUUAAAGCAGACACGCCUCGGUAGUGAACUGAAGUCAAAAUCCCUAACUUUUGUCCUUGCUGUCGGAAAAGAAUCCAGAGGUUGUUGAUCAAUAUCGCCAAUGUCGUCCCCAGAGAAGAAGAGGAAGAGGAGGAAGACGACGAAGAAGCCAUCGCCGACGCCGCAAUCGACGACCCCAAAUCCUUCACUUCCAGAUGAUUUGGUAUUGAGCUGCUUAGCACGUGUCUCGAGAUUGGACUACACAACUCUCUCCCUCGUCUCCAAGAGUUUCCGCUCGCUCGUUGCUUCACCGGAGCUUUACAAGAUCCGGUCCUCUUUAGGCCGCACCGAGGGUUGUCUCUAUGUGUGUUUGCAGGAGAAAGAUUCUGACCCGAACCCUCGUUGGUUCACUCUCUGCCGGAAACCUAAUCGAACUCUAACCAAUGACAUCACUGAUAAGAAGAGGAAGAAGAAGUCAAGUGGGUAUGCUUUGGCUGCAAUCCCAGUUCUCUAUUCUCGUCCUGCGCACUGGUCUGGUCUCGUUGCCGUUGGUUCUAAUAUCUACAACAUUGGCGGACCCACCGACAAAGAACACUCGUCUAUCGUCUCGAUCCUGGACUGCCAGUCUCACACGUGGGGCGAGGCUCCAAGCAUGAGAGUAGAGCGGAGGUAUCCGGCGGCCAAUGUUCUUGAUGGAAAGAUAUAUGUAACAGGAGGCUGCAAAGACUGCAGCAAUCCCUCCAACUGGAUGGAGGUUUUCGAUCCUAAAACCCAAACUUGGGAGCCUGUCUCCAGCCCUGGCGCGGAGAUUGGUGGUUGUAGCAUGCAUAAAAGCGCAGUGGUUGAAGGAGAAAUCUUGUUUGCAAACUCUCAUGGUUUGAUUUACCAACCCAAGGAAGGUAGAUGGAAAAGGAUGGAAUGGGACAUGGAUAUAGGUUGGGUGUGGUAUUCUUAUUGCGUUGUUGAGGAUGUGCUUUACUAUUAUUACAAGGGAGACUUCAAAUGGUAUGACACUAAGGCAAGACUCUGGAGGAAUUUGAAGGGUGUGAAAGGACUGCCCAGGUUUGCCAGAUGUGGUGGAAAGAUGGUGGAUUAUGGUGGAAAGAUGGCGGUUUUCUGGGACAAGAUUGUGACUUCCGAUGGAUGCAAGAACAAGAUGAUUUUGUGCGCGGUGAUUGCCCUUGAAAGGCGCAACAGCGAAGAGAUUUGGGGGAAGGUCGAGUGGCAUGACGCAGUUCUUACCGUUCCCAUUUCAUAUGACGUCGUGUAUGCUCUUUCCCCUACCGUUUGAUGAGACAGACUUGAAUGAAUGUGGUGAAUCUUUAUUGUUUGUGUAUUGUAUCAUUUUGUUGGAUGGUUGUGUCUUUGUGUUUUAGACAUCAUUUCACUUGUAAACCUUUGAUGCUUAGUUUAUUUUGUGCUGCUAAA